UUAUGCUGUGCACGCAGCAUCAAGCGCCCCGACGCCGCAGCGAUCUGUGAAGUUGCUUUGCGCAGCCAGUCGCUAUUUUAUACGCGUCGAGCGGUGUACGCCGUGAACCAUAACAUGAUUGUACCCUCUGGCAAAUCGGACGAGACCCCCUCUGUUCCUGUCGAAGCACCUCCAGCUUACGAACCAUCUUCCAGCCGUCCACCGCCUGCAGAAAAGGCAUCUGGAAGCUCAGUGGCUCCUCCUCCCCCUCCUUUGUCACCAUCGUCACCUUCCUCAUCCGCAAUCAAGUCCCGUGUUGUCCAGAAGAACACAUGGGCCCAACUGGGCGACGAUGUGGGCGGUUUCAUGUCCGAUCUGGGACUGGGGUCUGCCAAACAACGAGCGGCACAAGAAGUCCGCAAGACCGUCACGAAGCUCAUUCACGAUCUCGUGCGCAACCAAACAAUCGACGGCAAUUUGUCGUGUGCUGGAAUCCUCGACUCUUGUAGCGAGGCUUGUUCCAGCAAUGGAAUCAACAUGCCCAACUUGCUACAGCAAGCCUAUAUUGAAGGUCAUACACCUUUGUAUUGGGCCAUUGUGAAACGACCAGCAGACUCCUCUGAAGCUGGUCGUCCCAUGUCAGAAGCAGACCUUCCGCCACUCGUUCGCUCGUUGCUGGCUUACUCUGCUCCUCUCAAGCCCCAAACAGUGGCUGAUAUCCAACUCGCUUGUCUUCAUACCUGCGACAAUUGGCUCUUCCAAUGCCUACGGGGUUCCCCAGAUUUCCCCGCACUCCCGCAUAAAGACCAGCUGUUACUUGGCACGCAAAUACCUCCCGACACGAUCGCCAUUCAGCCAUCAACGAAACACAAUGCUCCGCUUACCGCCACUUUCGCGUUCGCCGAUUUUCAAAAACGGAUGAGAGUUACACAUGAAGUGAAGCUAGAAUUCAUAUCGCAUUCGAGGAUAUGGGAGUUUGCCUUCAUUCACUACGAAAGUGGAGCAUGGGGUAUCAACGCUGGCCAAUGGGCGGCCCGAUUAAAGCUCUGGGACAAAAGUCCUCAGGCGAACAUCGAUGCCGCUACCAUUACCAUCGACCCGCAGCCAGCGGAGGAGGCAGAAGAGCCGUCCGACGAGGAGAAGCCGUUGACGCUGGAGAUGUCUGGCAAACUUUAUGUGGGGAAUGAGCUGAAUUCGGUAUUACCUGAUACUUUCCUUUACCCACACAACCCGUUCCUCGCGGCAGACGGAACCCUUCGAGGCAAGCUGAUCAUUCAGCUUAAGGCCCAAUGA
Mycena indigotica is the source of this 1272-nucleotide messenger RNA. RefSeq lists its product as uncharacterized. Lineage: Eukaryota; Fungi; Basidiomycota; Agaricomycetes; Agaricales; Mycenaceae. The record is from RefSeq and is a predicted model, not a curated record. The transcript is spliced from 3 exons. The coding region runs from base 115 to 1272 and encodes 385 amino acids.